AGACUCUGAACCUCUUGGAGCCAUGAGGGCAAUACUGUUGGCAGUGGUUUACAUCCCGCUCAUCGUGGCUGUGGAACGAAUCCCUUUGAUUCGAUUCAAAUCUAUCAAGAAACAGCUGAAGGAAAAGGGAGAAUUAGAGGAAUUUUGGAGGAAUCACCACCCUGAUGUUUUUGCCCGGAGGUACCUGCAUUGUUUCCCUGCAGAUAUUGCUUUAUCAGUAGGAACUGCUUCAGAAAGGCUGUAUGAUUACAUGAAUGCUCAGUACUACGGGGUGGUGAGCGUGGGGACACCGCCACAGAGCUUCACCGUCGUCUUCGACACCGGCUCCUCCAACUUCUGGGUCCCGUCUGCCUACUGCAUCAGCGAGGCCUGCCGGGUACACCAGAAAUUUAAGUCCUUCAAGUCAGAUUCAUAUGAGCAUGGAGGGGAAGCCUUCUCCCUGCAGUACGGCUCAGGACAGCUUCUGGGCAUUGCUGGCAAAGACACACUGCAGAUAAGUAACAUCUCCAUCAAGGGACAGGACUUUGGCGAGUCAGUGUUUGAGCCAGGAACAACUUUUGUCCUUGCCCACUUUGAUGGUGUUCUGGGCUUAGGCUACCCCUCCUUAGCAGUGGGCAACGCUCUGCCUGUGUUUGACAGCAUCAUGAACCAGCAGCUGGUAGAGGAGCCAGUCUUCUCUUUCUAUCUGAAAAGAGGAGACGACACCGAGAACGGCGGUGAGUUGAUUCUGGGGGGAAUAGACCAUUCUCUCUACAAAGGUUCAAUCCACUGGGUCCCAGUCACUGAGAAAAGCUACUGGCAAAUACACAUGAACAAUAUAAAGAUCCAGGGCCGGGUGGCAUUUUGCUCCCACGGCUGUGAGGCCAUCGUUGACUCGGGCACUUCUCUUAUCACUGGCCCCUCUUCACAAAUCAGGCGAUUGCAGGCAUAUAUUGGGGCAAGCCCAUCAAAUACUGGAGAGUUUCUCGUAGACUGCAGAAGACUGUCGAGCUUGCCUCACAUUAGCUUCACGAUCGGACACCGCGAGUACAGGCUGGCAGCAGAGCAGUACAUCAUAAAGGAGUCUAUUGAUGACCAAACCUUCUGCAUGAGUGGCUUUCAGUCUCUCGACAUCCCCACUCGCACGGGCUCGCUCUGGAUUUUAGGAGAUGUCUUCAUGUCUGCAUUUUACUGUAUUUUUGACCGUGGGAAUGACAGAGUGGGAUUUGCAAAAGCUGUUCACAGAAAGGAUUACUACUGAGCUGUAAUAGCAUUUAUUCUGUCUUAAGUUAAUGUAAUGAUUUUCAACACAUGUGUGAAGAAGAGCUUUUACUGCAACUCUGGACCUAAAUGAACAUUGUGUUGUUCCUCUCUAAGUUUUAAGGACUUUGCAGUGAUCCUUGUCCCAGACGAUAUAGUUUGGUUAAAUAUCUAUAUGUUUACAUCAGUGAAACAAUUUUUCCUGAGUAACUCAUGGACACUACAGCUCUCAGGAUAAAGCAGCAGAGCCAGUCAGCGCUCAGAUUUGCAAAAGAUCAGGAAGAAUAAAAAUGCUGAACUGUGCCAGGCUGAAAAGACAGCAGCUGUGUGUGGGGAAAACUAAUCCUAAUUGUGCCUGAUCUGGCUAUCUCUUUUUUCUUCUUGUGCACUAGUUUUCACCUCAUUUCCUACAGCUUUCCUUUCCCAUCAGUAUUUUCCAUGGUUUGGGUUUUGUUCAAUUUUAUUUCCUGAGUGCCAUGGAAAUUCUCUUUAAAUUAGCUUGCUCCAACCAGCUUAUAUAAAAGGGAAUUUGACUGAUGCCUGUGUGGCAUCACCACUAAUUUCAGCUACUGUUCCUUGCACAGUUUCCUGCUCCUCAUGCCACCUCUCAGACCUGCUUUUUCCCUGGGAUUCAUAAUACCUUGAUAACUCUCCUUUUUUGGGUCUCAGCAUUUGAUGUCUGUGCCUUAGGUCAGAUGCUGCAUUUAGUGCCUGACUCCUCUCCCCCUGGGCAGUGUGAGCAGCUGGAGCAGCAUCCAUUCACAUUAGAAACCCAGAGUGCAGCCCGUGCAAAGGGAUACCAGUGUUCCUCCCCCUCAGAUGAGUUAUGGGGCCCGCUCACCAGCACUACACUACUACUGCCCCUUGCUCAGCCACUUCUUGUCACCAGUGGCAGGAGUUUCAGAUGGAACAGCCACAGGUACCUGUGCUGAUUUGGCAAAAGAGUCACCUAAAUUCUACCCAUUGAGUUAUUUGUUUGCUAAACCCCAUACACAUGAAUAAAACUUGACCAAACA
This is a messenger RNA of Zonotrichia leucophrys gambelii, 2255 nucleotides long. Its product is annotated as cathepsin E-like. The transcript has 9 exons. The record is from RefSeq and is a predicted model, not a curated record. Gene Ontology annotation, molecular function: aspartic-type endopeptidase activity. Gene Ontology annotation, biological process: proteolysis. NCBI's taxonomy places the organism in Eukaryota, Metazoa, Chordata, Aves, Passeriformes, Passerellidae. Bases 23 to 1240 code for a protein of 405 amino acids.